CAAUCCCUUAAAUUGCCAAGGGCAGAUGAAGAGGAUCAAAGCAAGAAUAAGGACAAAUCCCAGGCAUCUUGGAGAAGCCACAUGGAGGGUUCAAGUGGUUCACUUUCUCAGAGACAGCAUGAUGAGACAUCGCACUUGUCCUUGGGAGCAACAAAAGUCAGAGGUAUCGGUAACCAACACACAAUGGGGGCUCAUUCUUCAUCUGGUUUCUCUGGUUCUGACAAUCAGCCCAUUCAUGUAGGUGCAUCCCCAGACAGAGGAAAAAGCAUGGUAACCUCUAAACAUCAAACAAACAAUGGAGAUGAUAAUGACAAUGCGCAAACUACAGUAGGUGACCAAGGUGAUGACUACCUCACAGUUGACCCCUGGGCCCUACACAUCCUAAAGCAGACUAAAAAAAGUGAGCUCCAGAAGAGCCUAACCCAAAAUCAUGUUCGCCUUCUACCAAAUAAAGCACAUACAUCAGUUCAGUUCAUACCAAUUGACAGGUCACAACCCAGUAACUUGGAGAAGGCAAGAAAUGACUUUGUUGAUCUCUAUCAAGACGUUUUCGGUUCCUUGAAGUAUGAAGAUAUGGACAUCAGUGGCUAUAGCAUUGGUUCAGAUGAGGCAAGGAAAGCUCUUGAGAGGGUAACAGAGGCAUAUUCUUUGGUACAAAUGACAGAAGUUGAGGAUAGAAUCUUUUCAUUCUAUGGAGUGGAGUCUGACAUUCGGGAGGCCAGAAAGACACUUUGUGCAAUGCUGGACCUCCCCAUGCAUAGGAAGGACAGACUGGCAAGGCAAAAUGUUGCAACAAGAAAUGACACGCCUACUAGUACUACGGCACAACCUGUGCCUGGGACAUCAUCAAGUCCAAUGCUACAUGGUGAUCAACAAUUUGAAUGCAACUUGAAUGGAGUGAAGAUCACAGUCAUGAAAGGAGACAUCACAAAACAAGGUGUUGAUGUAAUUGUGAAUGCCUCUGAUACAAAUCUUCUACAUGGAGGUGGCGUAGCCGCUGCAAUAGUCCGAGCAGGGGGGCCCACUAUUCAAUCAGAAUGCAGAGACUACCUCACAUCCCAAGGUCCAAUAAAAACCACAGAGUGUAUGUGGACAACGCCAGGACACCUGCCCUGUAAACAAAUCAUCCAUGCUGCAGGGCCAAAGCACUACGAUUCAAACACACUUCAGAUGAUGAGGCAGACUUUCAUCAACAUCUUUACAAUGGCUGUAGAGCUAAAGGCAACCUCUGUUGCAGUACCUGCUAUCAGUACAGGUAUGUAUGGGGUUCCUGCUGACGUCUGUGCCCAAGCAAUCUUUGAUGCCAUCAUGGACUUCACGCAGCAUGGAAGUACAUCCCUCAGUAACAUCUGCAUUGUUGACAUCAACCUGACAACAGUCCAGGACAUUGCAGCUCACUUCAAAGGGUCUUCGGACAGUUUCCCCACAGCAUUCACUGGUAGCAGCAGUAAAAGAAAGACACAUUCAUCAAUGUCCACAGGCUAUACUGGAUCACUUGGAGGACACAAAGCAGCAACUACUUAUACUACUGGUAGUAAGAGCUAUGCAAAUGCUACAAGGUCUGGAGAUGGGGCCAGUGGUGUCGGACAAGUCGUCUCUGCAUCACACAAAAAACAACUGCACACUGAGAGGUCUACGAAAGGCUCUGCAGCUUCAGGGCCAUCCAAGGAUGCUGAUGAUCAGGAGAAAACAUGUCCUAUCUGCCUUGAUGACUUCAAUGAUCCCAAGACCAUCCCACAGUGCAAGCACAAGUUCUGUAAAAACUGUCUGGACCAAGCGCUGAAGGCAGCUUCACAGUGUCCUAUCUGUAAAACUGUGGUAGGGACCUUGACUGGGACUCAGCCAAAACGUGGCACCAUGAGGGACAGAGUUGAUAAUUACACGACCCUUCCUGGUUAUCCCAAGUGUGGUACAAUAGUGAUUGACUAUCACUUUCCAGCUGGAACCCAAGGGCCAGAACAUCCGAACCCAGGGCGUCCCUACUACGCAACGUCCCGUAGAGCCUAUCUGCCUGACAACCGUGAGGGAAGAGAAGUCCUGGCCUUGCUGAGACGUGCCUUCAACCAACGGCUAGUCUUCACUGUCGGUACAUCGGCAAGUACUGGACUGUCUGACAAUGUCAUUUGGAACGACAUUCACCACAAGACCAACACACAUGGAGGGCCAACAAACUAUGGCUAUCCAGAUCCUGACUACAUGCGGAGGGUUAAAGAGGAACUUGCAGCUAAAGGCAUCAAGUAAAGAUGAUAAACAGUGUAAUGUCUAUGUAAAAUAUAGGUUUGUAACACAAAUGAACCUAGAUUACAAAGUAGGUUACAAAGUGUCCUCAGUGACUUAGACUUAAUUUUUUUUUGUUUUAUAGGAUCUAGAUAUUAAACAGAUCACACUCGAUCUGUAUUAUAUAACUAUACGAAUGUGAGUCAUAUAGUCACAUUCCAGGAGUUUCUGUUCUCUCAAAAGUAUGAAUAAUAUGGUGAGAUACCAUAAUAUAGGUAGGAUGCCUUCAAGAAAACUGUUUUGAAUGUAGACUACAGAUUUAAGAGCAGCGUAUUUCUUUGAGAUACAUGUUACGUUAAUUACAAAUUGAUCUGUUCUAAAUAGUUACACCUGAUGUCCUUCAUACACAAUUAUCACUAUUUAUUUCAUACAUAAUGUACAAAAUGUAUUUGAUUUCCUUGUCUAAAUCAGGCAAAUUACAUCUUUAUCAUGUAGGAUUUGUUUCAUCAUUUUUUCUUCAUUGUUGUAUCUAUAAUUUGAAGGACAUUCUCAUCUGUAAUUCUUUAAAGUGAUAUCAUGGAUGUGGUAGUUCUCAACAGCAUUAUCAAUGUAUUCCAUGCAUUUAUGUCCACUCAUACGAUCCAUAACUUUCAGAAUGGACAUUGUUUUGCGCAUGAGGUUACAGGCCUUUGAAACGUGAGGGUAGAGAUUAGUGAAGAUGCUUGUGGUCAAUAAAGUGAAGGUUGUUGGUACUAUAUGUGCAUUACAACUGGUGUCUUCUCAAGUUUGUUCUACGUUUACGCUACAUAAUGGUUGCAGUAUGGUGGAGA
This is a messenger RNA of Branchiostoma belcheri (Belcher's lancelet), 3047 nucleotides long. RefSeq lists its product as uncharacterized. Gene Ontology annotation, biological process: Notch signaling pathway; protein ubiquitination. The record is from RefSeq and is a predicted model, not a curated record. The transcript is spliced from 4 exons. Lineage: Eukaryota; Metazoa; Chordata; Leptocardii; Amphioxiformes; Branchiostomatidae. Bases 82 to 2241 code for a protein of 719 amino acids.